This is a messenger RNA of Ambispora leptoticha, 789 nucleotides long. The record is from the annotation of a GenBank genome assembly. Lineage: Eukaryota; Fungi; Glomeromycota; Glomeromycetes; Archaeosporales; Ambisporaceae.
AUGGUCAAUAAGUUUUUAUCCACAGGUUUUUCUCAAUUGGAAACGAAAAAGUGUACAGGGGCUAUCAAUAGAUUUUCUGUGGCAUUCAAUAUCGCAUUUCUUUUAUCAGAUGAAAUUCGCGAAGAAUAUCGCAGAAGAAAUGGGGGAAGCGAUAACCUUGUACGUGCCAAUGACGUCUUUUUUGCGGUGCAUGCUUUUGGUGUCAGUGCCUUUACUUUAUACCAGUCGUUCAUAUAUAAGCGAGACAAAUACCAACGACUUUCUUCAACUGCUCGAGCUUUUAUAAUUCUGACAUUAUUCGGAAUAUUCUUGUUAUCAGUUCGAGUGCUUGACGGGAAAGAAUGGAUUGAUUUAUUGUACUUUUUAGGUUAUAUCAAGUUGUGUAUUAGUUUGAUAAAGUACUUGCCACAGGUGCGUCUAAAUUACAUGCGAAAGAGCACGAUUGGAUGGAGCAUUCAUAAUAUCCUAUUGGAUUUUACGGGUGGCAUGCUUUCUUUAUUUCAACUGAUAUUUGACGCGUAUCUCGAAAAUAAUUGGAGUGGUAUAUCAGGGGAUCCCAUCAAAUUUGGUCUAGGUUUACUAAGUAUCCUAUUCGACUUGAUUUUCAUGAUACAACAUUAUAUCCUCUAUCGACAUCCAUCUAAAUCAAGUAUCGAUGACGAGAUCGUGGUGGACACUACAUUAUCUGCUUCUAAUAAUAGCCACAGUAAUGAAGAAAAUGAACGACAGCCACUACUUAAAAAGAAAGAAAUUACGAACCAAGAUGAUCUCGUGACACGAUACGUGUAA